AUUAUUUCACAUAGAUAUUUAACACAGCUUGUUGAUAUAAUAAUUAAAUAAUGUCUUAUAUUUGAUUAUUAAUAUUGACUACUUCAGGCUUCCAUAUGUCCAAAAGUGACUGACAGUAAUGGAAAAUAAGUCAAAACUCUGUAGUGUGUGAACUAUAAACCAGCUAGUUCCCGCCUCCUCAGCACGAGCUGAACGACUGCAGCGAGCGCCGAAACAGAGCGGCCAGAGAAACGGAGAAACUGUAGUGAGGCGUUUGUGCAAAACUGAGGAAAAACUGCAGAAAAAUAAUGGGUGUUUAACCCUCUCACCUCCCCCACAAGUGCGACGCCCCAGUGUGUGUGUGUGUGUGUAGGGACACAGGGAGAGGGAGAGGAGAAAUAGGUGCGAACUUGCGGCCCAUGUAUUGUCAUUUUAACGCAAAAUGAACUAUAUCGAUACAAGCGAUAUUAUCCCGUGUUAUAUCACGUUUAGAAAUAUAUCGAAUAUAUUCGAUUAAUAUAUUCUUAAUAAAGUUUCCCAUCAAAAAGUUUUCCAUUUAUUUGUACUUAUGUACUUCUUCCCAGAGAAUGAAACAUAUAAAUUAGAUCUUACAUAACAUGCAUAAAAUACAGUUGCUAUUAAUUCAUGUAACAUAUAUAUCUCUUAGAAAUGCCUGGUUAAACACUGUACAUCCUGAACUAUGAUAUUGUUCAGUCAAUACUGUCUGGUGCAAAUUACUAAAUAAAUAUAAUUAUUACACUGUUUGUUUUUGGAAACUCAUGAAGAGUUACACACUGGAUCUCAGUAGAAUUCAAACAGCAUCAACAGACGUUUGUGCAGGCUAAGGUCCAGAGAUUUUCUCCCAAAGAUUCAGUUCAUCUGAGACUUCUGGAGCAGGCAAGAUCUAUUUUCUUUGUUUCUUGUUCAUGUACAUAAACCAACAAAAAUCCAGCUGCCAUGGAUAUUCGCAGAGGAAAGCUCCAACUGCUGUCAUAUGGAUUGUUUCUAUCCUGUUUUCUCGUGAUGUUGUCCAUUUACGGUUGGGACUUGUCAAAAAGACUGACAGUUAAGAGGAUGGAUCAGGAGCAGGAGGAAAGAAAGACGCUUUUAGACAAAAUGUGUGAUGGUAACAGAGAGGAAUUUUCAGACGAGAGUUACCAAAAGCUGGGCCAUCUUAUUGUGGAUGAUUUGCAUGGUCUCAUCUACUGUUACGUUCCCAAGGUGGCAUGUACCAAUAUAAAGAAAAUCAUCUACGUACUGCUAAAGGGUGAACCAUAUGGUGAUCCCAGAAAUGUAACUGCAGCUGUCCAUGGCAACAGUCUACCUUUCCUAAAGACCAUGCCAAGAAAUGAGAUCAAGGCAAAGCUGAAGCACUACACCAAGUUCCUUUUUGUCCGGGACCCAUUUAUCCGUCUCAUCUCUGCCUACCGAAACAAAUUUCUGAGCAAUAACCAGUUAUUCUAUCAUGGUCCUGGCCGAUAUAUUCUCCGUCGUUUUGCCAACUAUAGUGAUCCACCAGAAACAGCAAAGGAGGCACUUGCAUUGGGCUUACAGGUCUCAUUUUACAACUUUAUUCAAUUUGUGCUGGAGAAGGGACUGAUACAACAGAGUAUGAAUGAACACUGGAACCAGAUGAACCGUUUGUGCAGCCCCUGCCUCAUACAGUACGAUUUCAUUGGACAUCAGGAAACUAUGCAAGAGGACAUUGAACAUCUACUCAAGAUCUUAAAGCUGCAGGAUGACAUUAAGGUUCCCCCUUCAUAUGUCAAUGUGACUACGAAAGAUUCUGUGAUGAAAUGGUUCAAAACAGUGCCUCUAGAGGACAGGAGGUCACUGUAUAAGAUCUAUGAGAAAGACUUUCAGCUCUUUGGCUACAGGAAGCCAGAUGAACUGCUAAAAGGUUGAGAUGUAUCAUCAGAGGGCCCCAGAGCUGAACAAUUUUGAAUAAAUAUCUAAUUGCAAUUAUUUUGACAGGAAUUGCGAUUGCUAUAUGAUUUGCGAUAUCAGAGGAAACAUAUUUAACAUGAUUACUACACUUUUCCACUACCCAGU
Molecule: messenger RNA, 2031 nt
Organism: Solea solea (common sole)
Lineage: Eukaryota; Metazoa; Chordata; Actinopteri; Pleuronectiformes; Soleidae
Product: carbohydrate sulfotransferase 12-like
Exons: 6
Coding region: 937-1884 (315 amino acids)
Biological process (GO): proteoglycan biosynthetic process; carbohydrate biosynthetic process
Cellular component (GO): membrane
Molecular function (GO): sulfotransferase activity
Source: RefSeq, a predicted model, not a curated record